AUGGAUAGACAGGCAUUGUUGGAGGAGAAAAGACGACGGGUUCAGCAAUUAAGACAGAAACGAAUAGAGUCGAAAGAUGGGGAUACUGGUUCCAAUGAUGUGUCGUCAGUUGAUCAUAUUAUAGGGCUGCUUUUGAAUACUCCAGAACCUAGAAAGCAAGUUAGUAUAGGUAUUCAAGUUGAUCUGGAUAAUUUAAAUCAACAGAUUGGAGAUGUUAGUAUACUAAGUAUCGAAAAAGAACAUGAACUUACCACGUAUGAUAAAGCUGUUCAGACAAUUGAUAUAGGUGCUCCAGUCGAAAAUGAAGAAAAAGUGAUAGAUCAUAAAAUAGAAACCAGUGUGGAGGAGGAAGAUCCUCAGGUACCAAACGACGAUGGCGAACCUUUCGUUGAACAAGAUUUGAAUAACCUGCUCAUGGAAUCGCUUAAACUCAUUAAUAAAGUUCACAUCACAGGACAUUUCGAUUCCAAUGAUUAUAUGUAUAAUAAAAGUAAGAAAGAAGAUACUGAAUCAAAAGUAACUUCCAAUGUUCCAUUAUCUAAGAUAACAUCGUUUGAUAUUCCAGAGGCUUCAACCAUCACCGCAGUGGAUACGUCUCCUCAUGAUUCAAAACUUGUUGCCAUAGCAUAUACAAAUGAAAAGUCCAAAUCUAAUCACAAUACGAUUCCAAAUGGAAGAGCCAUAAUAUAUUCUACUACCAAAGACCAUAAUCAAGCAUUUCCAGAAUAUUAUUUAAGUUGUUCUUCUCCAAUACAUUGCAUUCAGUUCGAUAAAGCCAAACCAACUCGGAUAAUAGGAGGAUUGGCAGAUGGAAAAUUGGUGAUAUGGGAUUUUCUGUCUUCAUCAUCUAAAGUGGUACUAAAUCCUAUUUUAACUACACCUAAUUAUUCUUCCAUAGUGUUAUCAGAAUCAAAAAGCUCUCAACAAACGAAUUAUCAAGCACAUACAUUAUCAAUUAAUACCGUACAUCAAAUCAAAAUUGAUUCUAAUGAUUGUAUUCUUUCCUUUUCUGAAGAUGGUAUUAUCAAUACUUGGUCAUCAAACCUCUUAGCCAUGCCAAAGUUUGAUUCUAUUGAAAUUUAUGAACCUAGUAUCCAAGAAGAAUAUUCAAAUCCGAAAAAGACAUUACUAUCCAUAUCGAAUUCAUUUCUCGUGGGAGAAAAUAACUAUCUAUUGGGUGAUUCUAAGACAUUUCCAUUUUUAGAAAAUUUAAUAUUGUUCAAUGAUUGGGGUGUAUAUCGUAUAAACGUAUCUGAUUCAAAUGAAGUCAGCACCACAUUAUAUCCCUUAGAUAAACUAUCUGUGCCUAAUAAAUUAUUUGAUUCUUCAAUAAUGUCAUGUUCAAAUGGGAAUUCUUAUAUCAUAUCUUCAUUCUUAGAUUGGAGUUUAAAAAUCUGGGAAGUUAAUAAUCUCGAAAAACAAGUGGUACUGAUAUAUACUCCUAGUAUAGUAACUAAUUUGAUUGUAUCACCUACCCACCAAGCACAACUAAUCACCGCAACCAGUAUCAAAGGUGUUCCGGCUCUUCAAUUUUGGGAUUUACAUAAGAAGUUGUUUGGGCCAUUAUUUGAAAUAGAAGUUGGUAAAGAAGGUGAUAUCAUUACAAGUUUAUCUUUCACUGCGGAUGGCGCUUGUUUAUAUGUGGGAUUUAACCAUGGAUCCACUGCGGUGUGGAAAAUUGAAGACUUUGUAUGGUCAAAAGCUAAUACUCUUGAUGAAUUAGACAAUGGAUUAAUAGAAUAUGUAAAUAAGAAAAAACUUACAAAUUAA
This is a messenger RNA of Scheffersomyces coipomensis, 1770 nucleotides long. RefSeq lists its product as uncharacterized. Gene Ontology annotation, cellular component: cytoplasmic dynein complex. NCBI's taxonomy places the organism in Eukaryota, Fungi, Ascomycota, Pichiomycetes, Serinales, Debaryomycetaceae. The transcript has a single exon. Gene Ontology annotation, molecular function: dynein heavy chain binding; dynein light chain binding. Bases 1 to 1770 code for a protein of 589 amino acids. The record is from RefSeq and is a predicted model, not a curated record. Gene Ontology annotation, biological process: transport along microtubule.